ACAGGGCACCGCGGGAGCAGGGCCGUGGAACAGGCAGCACCGGACGCGGACCCCACGCGCGGCUGCCGGGACAAGUGGAAGCUAGGCCAGCGGGCGAAAGUUCUGAGCUCUGUUCUGUGCGGUUCCUUCGGUCUCAUCCCUUGGAAGUCCCGCCCACAGAGAUGGUAGAGACCUCACCUGCAACCCUCCGCCAGCCCCGCCCAUCCAGUCCAUGGGCAGCCUGAGACCCUCCCAGCUAACCCCCCGCCGGUCUUUGAGCCAAGGUUCCCUGGAGAGUAAAGUUGAAUUCCUAUCAUCCUCAAUUUCCUCACCGCGGGAUCGCAGCGAGACCCACAUCUUACAAUCAACGUCACAGAAUGGAGCCUUAAGACUGGGAGCUUUGGAGAUGAUUUUAUCCAAAUCCCCAUUUCAGAGAUGGAAAAACUGAAGCCCGAAUGCAUCGGGCAAGGGCAGGAGAGGGACUCGAACCCUUGUCUUUGAGCUCCAGUCGCGCUGCUCUUCCCGGCUGCGCGGUCCUGACUUCGGCGGCUCCUCUUGUUGCUCGCAAAAAAGCGCGGUGGCCGCAAUGGCGGCCGACGUCGAAGGGGACGUGUAUGUGCUGGUGGAGCACCCCUUCGAGUACACCAGCAAAGACGGGCGCCGUAUCGUCAUCCAGCCCAACGAGCGUUACCGACUGCUGCGCCGCAGCACCGAGCACUGGUGGCAAGUGCGGCGCGAGCCUGGGGGUCUCCCCUUCUACCUCCCCGCGCAGUACGUGCGCGAGCUGCCCGCACUCGGUGACCCUGCCCCGGCCCCGCAGCCUUCCGUGCCGCAGCCGCGCCCCGCAGUCCCGGAGCCUCUGGCCUACGACUACCGCUUCGUAAGCACCCCGGUGGGUGCCGAUGGAUCCUCCACCGAGCCCCGGGGACGCGCCAGCUCCCUGAGUGGCCCUGCGCGACAGCGCGCCGGAGGCCAGCGCAGCAGCCUGGCGCCGGGAGGACCCGCCUGCCUGUACGUGCGGCCCGCAGCGCCGGUGCGACCGGCGCAGUCGCUGGACGACUUGGCCCGCGGCGGCACCGCGCCCCCUGCCGGCCUCCUCGGUAGCGCCGGCCACUUCAAGGCCUCCAGCGUAGCGGGCUCCGGGGUUUGCCCGCGGCCCCUGGCGCGCAGCGACUCGGAGAACGUCUACGAGGCCAUCCCGGACGUGUGCUGUCCUCCGCGGGAGGAGAGACCCAAGCAGGCUGCUGGUUGGCCAUCCCUGGAGUUUCCAAGAAGAUGGAAAGGAGGCAAGAGCGGAUGUAGAGAUGCCCGUGAAUGACAGGCUCCAGCUGCAGGAAGCCACAUCUAAAGCAACAUUCAGGAGCUGGCAUCAGGACAAGGACGCCAAUCAGGGUGAGUUACAGCUCAUUCCCUAUGCAAGGCAAGCCAGCCUGGGUGAAUGGAAUCAGAGCCCCCAGCACGAUGCACCUCGAAGCCCAGGGGGUUCU
Molecule: messenger RNA, 1466 nt
Organism: Chionomys nivalis (European snow vole)
Lineage: Eukaryota; Metazoa; Chordata; Mammalia; Rodentia; Cricetidae
Product: rho GTPase-activating protein 27-like
Exons: 4
Coding region: 566-1297 (243 amino acids)
Molecular function (GO): protein binding
Source: RefSeq, a predicted model, not a curated record